UUGGCAAAGAGUUAUAUUUUCAAAUUUUAGAAUUAUUUUUUUAUUAUAUUGUUUAUAAGUGGCCAGUUCUAAGAACUUUCAGUUUGACCCUCGUACAUAAGAAUUUGUUAAGAAAAUAAAUCUACUGAAUAAAACAUUUUUUUGUUAAGAUAGUUGAUGUCUUCCAAUCUCGGGUCUUGACAAGAUCCAUACAAAUAAGUCGUACUAUGAAGAAUUUAUCUAACUUAUAAAUUGACUGAGCCCAAUAUCGGUGCUAUAAUAUGAUGGUUAGUUGUUAAGCUUUCCCUGUUAAAACUAUACUCUUUGAUAUAUAAUCGAAACUCAAAGCCAUCAGUAUUCACGAUAGGUAUUAUAGUUAUAUUAUUAAGUGAAAUGAAAGAAAACAUAAAUAAUCAAACAAAUACAUACAUUUACUAGGGCAAACUUCAAAAUUCAAACAAAUAAAUUUUUAUGAAAUAUAAUAUAAAGAAUGUUCAUUAUCGAUUCUUUUUGCGCAUACUACUGAUAGUUGACAUUGACAGAUGUCAUGUAUUAGCUUUGUUUAUGUUAUGAUGUACGGUUUCGUAUGGAUUGUUAAAUUUUAAUUUUUACGUUAUUAAUCACAGUGAACGACUAUUGUAAUCUGUAUUAAAAAAUCAAAAUUUGUGAUUUGAAUUGAAACGAAUAUUUACUAUGGAGAAUUUGAGAAAUAUAUGGAAGCCAGAGCGUGAGUAAUAUUCAAUAUAUAGUUUUCAAUGCCCGUUUACUUUCUAACUAAUCAAAAUAUUUUUUAGUGUAUCGUAUACAAAUGGAAGCUCCAUUGCCCAAACGAAUAAACUGUGAGAAUUGCCCAGAUAGACCUGAGUUUUACGGGAAGGAAUAUCAUGGUAUUAUGGGACACAAAGAAGCUACCCUGCUACUAGAAAACGAACCAAAUGGAGCGUUCCUCAUAAGGAAAGGAAACCAAUACAAUGAUUUUUAUACAUUAACAUGGAGGUUUGAUGAUAAAGUACACCACUUUAAGUUAUAUUACGAUGGAACACACUAUUUAAAAGAUAAACAUUAUGACACAAUUUAUGAUUUGGUCGCAGAUGGUCUUAUAACUUGCCAUAUGGAGUUGAAGGCUCAUCCGAUUCUAGAGAUGAUCAAUUCUAAGGCAAAUUAUACAGAAAGUCCAUAUGUCACUUUGAAUAGGCGAAAAUUAAACAACCUCUCUAGAAUACAACAGGCAUCAAACAAGUCAUCCCCACUAGCUAAUGAAAUUGAAGUAAAACCUAUGAUAGACAACACACUCAAGAAACCGGUAUUUGAUCUCACGCCUUCUUCGGAAGAAAACCCCUUGCUUAUGAAGUAUUCCAAAUCACAUAGUUUCAAAGUGCACACAUUUAAGGGUCUUAAUUGGUGUGAAUUGUGUGCAAAUUUCUUAUGGGGAUUCACGGCACAAGGCGUUAAAUGUGAAGAUUGUGGCUUUAUAGCACACUCUAAAUGCUCAGAGAGAGUUCCAAAUCACUGCUUGCCUGAUCUGAAGAAAAUCCGUGGUGUCUUCGGCAUAGAUCUGACGACGUUACUGAACGCUCACUCCAGUACCCUGCCGUUUGUGGUCAGGAAGUGUGUGAACGAAAUUGAAGCGAGAGGCAUGGAUUCUGAGGGUAUUUACAGAGUGUCAGGAUUUGCUGAUGAGAUCGAGGCACUGAAGAUGGCAUUUGAUAAAGAUGGAGAAGCGGCGGACCUCAGCGUGUACAGUAACAUAAAUGUGGUGGCGGGAACAUUGAAACUUUACCUGCGGUUACUGCCUGUGCCACUGGUCACCUAUGAAGUGCAUCCGAAACUAGUACAAGCUAUACAAAUGAAAACAGUGACGUCACAAGUGGGUAUGUUGCGAGAGUGCCUCGAUCUGCUACCGCCGGCGCAUUUCAACUGUUUGCAGUAUAUGGUGCAACAUUUACAUAGGGUAUCUCAAUUAGCCGAAGUGAACAAAAUGAGUGCUCACAAUUUGAGUACAGUAUUUGCGCCAACCCUGGUGGCUACUCCGCCCGCCAUCACAGACCUCGCCUUCGAAAUUCGCGCUUUGCAAGCUCUCAUAGAAUACUGCCCGCAGAUAUACUACGGCAAUAAGUAAACUACAAAGUUAUGACGUGUUACUUUAUUCCUUUAUGUUCUUCAAUCGGAGGUUUGACAGCAUCAUAACAGCAUCAUACAACGGUCGCCGAACAGAAAGGAUUUCGUUCAACAGUCAACUGCGAGUCAGGUUAUACAUAUUGUCAAAUUUCUCCACUCAAUAUUAAACCUUAAUGUUUUGAGGGUAGAGUUUAAAAUCAACACGAGAAAUUUGACAUAUUUUGAUAACAUGACGUG
Messenger RNA from Diatraea saccharalis (sugarcane borer), 2334 nucleotides. Lineage: Eukaryota; Metazoa; Arthropoda; Insecta; Lepidoptera; Crambidae. The record is from the annotation of a GenBank genome assembly.